Molecule: messenger RNA, 1231 nt
Organism: Oenanthe melanoleuca
Lineage: Eukaryota; Metazoa; Chordata; Aves; Passeriformes; Muscicapidae
Product: chymotrypsin-like elastase family member 1
Exons: 8
Coding region: 16-1116 (366 amino acids)
Biological process (GO): proteolysis
Molecular function (GO): serine-type endopeptidase activity
Source: RefSeq, a predicted model, not a curated record
GCACGGAGCGAGGCCAUGGAGAGCCGCCCCAGGGCCCCGGGGCCGAGCCCGGGCCGAGCCCGAGCCGCCGCUCCGGGACUGGGCAGCGGGAGGUGGCGGCCGGGGCAGCGCCUGCCGGGGCUGCGGAGCCGAGGGGCGCUCGGGGGUCCCCGCGGUGCCGCGGCCUCGGCCCGUGUGUGCUUUGGCACCGGGGCCAAGGCCGUGGCCGGGCCCGCCGCAGCUGGGGCCCUUCCCGCGCCGCCCCCCGCCGCCCCGUUAAAGCGCCCGCGGGGCAGCGCCUCGGUCCCACCGCGGACCCCGCGCUCCACCACGAUGAUGCUGCAGCUCGUGCUCCUCGCCGCGCUCGCCCUGUGCGGGCGCUGCUCCGAGCUGGAUCUCGAUGGGAUGCAGCGCGUGGUCGGCGGCACCGAGGCGCGCUCGCACGCCUGGCCCUACCAGGUCUCCCUGCAGUAUUACUCCGGGGGCGGCUGGUACCACACGUGCGGGGGCUCCCUCAUCCAGAGGAACUGGGUGAUGACCGCCGCCCACUGCGUCAACAAUAACCUGAACUACCGUGUGGUGGCCGGCGAGCACAACCUCAACGCCAACGAGGGCAGCGAGCAGAUCUUCAGCGUCAGCAAGAUCAUCGUCCAUCCCUACUGGAACAGCAACAACGUGGCCGCCGGCUACGACAUCGCCCUGUUCCGCCUGAACGGCUACGCCUCCCUGAACGGCGCCGUGCAGCUGGCGGUGCUGCCCCAGGAGGGCACCAUCCUGCCCAACAACUACCCCUGCUACAUCACGGGCUGGGGCCUGACCCGCAGCAACGGGCAGCUGUCCAGCGUCCUGCUGCAGGCCUACCUGCCCGUCGUGGACUACCAGACCUGCUCCAGCGCGUCCUACUGGGGCUCCACCGUCAAGAACACCAUGGUGUGCGCCGGCGGCGACGGCGUGCGCUCCGGCUGCCAGGGCGAUUCCGGCGGUCCCCUGCACUGCGCCGUCAAUGGGCAGUACCAGGUGCACGGCGUCACCAGCUUCGUGUCCAGCCAGGGCUGCAACGUCGUCCGCAAACCCACCGUGUUCACCCGCGUCUCCGCCUACGUCUCCUGGAUCAACAGCGUCAUCGCCCAGAACUGAGCGCAGCGGGACCAGCGCUCGCUGCCCCUCGCCCAUGGACAUCCCCUGACUCCCCCCCGCCGCGCUCCGGCCUCCUCGGCCCCGAGCCGGCGGCAAUAAAAUCUCUCCUCCCGUC